Mauremys reevesii (Reeves's turtle) is the source of this 2824-nucleotide messenger RNA. It is a transcript of the gene SERGEF, whose product is annotated as secretion regulating guanine nucleotide exchange factor. NCBI's taxonomy places the organism in Eukaryota, Metazoa, Chordata, Testudines, Geoemydidae. The record is from RefSeq and is a predicted model, not a curated record. Bases 185 to 1285 code for a protein of 366 amino acids. The transcript is spliced from 12 exons.
GCGUGGCCCUGCGGGGAAAGAAGUACCGUAGCGAGCGCCCAGGCACCCGCCACCCGGCCAAGCUCCCCUGCACCGCCUCCCGUCCCAGGGUCCCCGCCCCGCCCCGUCCUCUCCACCCGGCGCAGGCGGGGCUUCAGGCGGGAAGGGGCUGGGCUGAGCUGCGAGGGGCUGCCGCGUUGGGCCCAUGGAGGCGGCGCGGACGCUGUUUGCUUGGGGUGCAAACAGCUAUGGGCAGCUCGGCCUUGGUCAUAAAGAGGAUGUGCUGUUGCCUCAGUCUCUGAAAGAUUUUUCCUGCAAACAUCAAAACAUUAAGAGCAUUGCUGGAGGAGGAGGACACUCUGCAGUUAUUACUGGUGCAGGAGAACUCUUUGUAUGUGGCCAAAACAAAGAAGGACAGUUGGGACUCAAUCACACUGAGGAUGUCCUGUGUUUUACUUCAUGCACUGCACUGUCUAGUGUUUGUGUGAUACAAGUGGCCUGUGGUUGGGAUUUUACAAUCAUACUUGCUGGAAAUGGCCAAGUUUUAUCCUGUGGGUCUAACUCUUUUGGACAACUAGGAGUCCCUCAAACUUCAGGAGGAUGUUUGAUCCCACAAAAGAUUGAGUCCCUCACAGAGAAGGUGGUGAAUGUUGCUGCGGGACUCAGACAUGCUCUUGCUGCUACAGAAAGUGGCAUGGUGUUCCAGUGGGGAACAGGCAUGGCUUCUCGGGCAAACCGGGCAAGCCAAGGGAAAAUGAUCCCAUCCUUCUUGACCGCAAAAGAACCUUGUAAAGUAACAGGUCUGGAAGAUGUAAAGGUGAAAAAAGUCACUGCCAGCUCCUACCAUUCAGUGUCACUUACAGAUGAAGGAGAAUUGUGUGUUUGGGGUAGCAACAAACAUGGGCAGCUAGUGAGUAAAGAGACUUUUCUUGUUGAGCCCCAGAAAAUAGAUGCUCAUUUUUUCUCGGGUGAAAAGAUUGGAGCGGUCUGGAGUGGAUGGACACACGUAGUGGCACAAACAGAAACUGGCAAGGUCUUCACGUGGGGUAGAGCAGACUAUGGGCAACUCGGAAGGAGUGCAGUGGUUCACGAUGGACAAAGACAGGAGGUGCAGAGAUCAUCUGAGCAGCAUUUGGAGCAGUUGUCUAAUGUGCCAGUUUCAGUGCCUUGCCUCUCUGGAGCAUCUCAGAUUGCAUGUGGCUCAGAGCAUAAUCUGGCAGUAGUUGGACCAGAAAUAAUCAGACCCUGGAUUUCUACUGACUUCACAGGAUACCUGCUGAUGUGCACUGGGACUGAACCCUCAUGAUGUUCACCCAAUAGGACCUGUGCCUAUGUCCCUCUUCCAUGCUGAUGGAACAAUGAGAAGAACAGACAAAGCUGAAUUAGGGCACCAGCUGGAAGCUCAAGCUGAAAGAAUCCAUGAACUAAGAGCAUGUAACAAAGAAACCACAGUGUACAUCAAAGAUUCCCUGACUGUCAUACAAAUGGUGUCUGGGGACAAAUUCCACACAUUUGAUUAACUGGCUGCUGAGUAUUUGAGAAAGGUCCUAAAAAGAUUUGACAAAACGAAGUCUGUAAUCAAAGACUUUGACAGAUAUGACAACCGUAACCCUGUGAAAACUGCAGAAAGACAGAAGCAGACAGGAUGUAAGGCUGGAUGCAAGAAACGCCAGGUGAUUGGAGGACACCAUCUGCCUCCAGGGAAAAAAUUUCUAACCGUGGCAUCCAGCUAGCAAUUACUUGCAAAUUUCUCUGUGAAUAUAUGGUUCAAAAUGCACCUGACCAUGUAGGAGCACACCCAACACAAACACUCCUCCUUACAGGAGGCUUUUCCAGUGGUGAAGUACAAAGUCCAUCACCAGUAGAGAUGCUGAAGAAGCCCAAGACUUCUACAGUACUCAAGAGGGAGUGGACACAAGGAUGCUUCUGCAUGGUGUAUGUGCCAGUAUGACUUUUGGGUCUCUUGGUGUUAAAGGAACCAUAGUGAUUAUGUCACCUGAUACAGAUGUUUAGGUCCUUGCUGUUCACUAGAUAAUGUGUAUUGAAACAGGCACCAUUACCAGCACAACUGGUCGCUGCAUACCUGCGCAUGCAAUUUGUAAUGCACUCACUGCUGACUUCUGCAACAUAUGCCAUGUUGUACACACAUUAACAGGGUGUGACUCUGUGUCAUCCAUAUUUAGUAUGGGGAAUAAAAUCAGUUUUAAUGUUGUCAAAACAGAGGGAGCUUACCACCUCAGAUAUCUUGCCAAAUUGGGAGAGAGUGAUGGAUAAGCCACAAUUUCUGCUGCAAGGAAGUUGGUAGUGGUGCUAUAUGACUAGAGCAAGAAAGAGAAGGACCUGAAUUGCUUGUGCCUCAAUCUGGCCAUCAAAAAGGACAAGUCAUUGGCCAAACUCCCACAUGGGACAGUUUUGAAGAGCAUGUCAAAAGAGUAUCUUGGCAAAGAUCUCGAUAUCUUUGCACAUGGGUGGCCCAGACGUUGGAUAUCAUGGCAACAUGGAUGGAAAAAUGAGGAUGAUGAACUACUUUCUGUGUUCUUCAAGGGCCCAGUGGCGUUUGAGCUUCUACAAAACCUUAUUUAUACCUCUACCAGUAGGGGUCAUUGCACAAUCAACUAUGUUUGUAGUCAGAACAAGCUUCCCUGCACAGAACUGUGUACAUGCCAAGGCAAUGAAGACUGUGGUAACAUACACGCCCAACAGAGAUCAUAAUGAUGAACAAGAUGAUUAUAAUGAUGUUGACUAGAAAUGUCUCCUGUGCUAUUACAUUUCAGUGAUACCUGUACAAAUUUAUUUUGAUUUUGUUUUUUCCUUUUGAUGGUUGUUGUGAUGCUUUGAGGUCACA